Molecule: messenger RNA, 1061 nt
Organism: Schistosoma rodhaini
Lineage: Eukaryota; Metazoa; Platyhelminthes; Trematoda; Strigeidida; Schistosomatidae
Source: the annotation of a GenBank genome assembly
CAUUUAUAUAGUUUGUAAUGAUCAAAAUAUUCAAGAUUGGUGUUAUUCAAGUCUUUAGAAUUUUUGUAUAUUUCAAUGUUCUACAGUUUGUGUCAUGCCAUAAGUCACCUGACGUAGAUGAGGAACUGAGUGAAUUAUUUACGAAACUGUACAAAGCGGAUGAGAAUGCAGUUCUACCUGGUAAAGAUUACAAACUCAAUUUACAAGUACAUCUGAACUAUUCCAAGAAACUUGUAGAUUUUUCUAGUAAGCCAUUGUUCGAGUAUGUCAAUGAUGAUAUAUUCAGGAAUAGACCUACAUUCUCAAAGUUCAUUGCAUUACUGGAUAAUUACAAUCCUCAACUUGGUGUCACUGAAAUUGUCACAGUGGAACAAAAUAGAGAGGAAGAUGACUUUAUCAAUGAAUUAUUAAAAACGAAAGUCAUGAAAAUGACUUAUGAUUUCCUAGUUAAAAAACAAAAGAUAUCAGGAAAAAUGGGUGAUUUCGGGAGAUUCUUGAAGGAUUUAUGGUUCAAGAGAUAUAAACGUAGAAGAACUGGAGAUACAUCAGCUUUUGAGCAUAUAUUCGUUGGUGAACAUAAAAAUUCCAUAAUGCUUGGAUUACAUAAUUGGAUACAACUUUAUCUGAAAGAAAAGAAGAAUGAAAUAAAUUAUUAUGGAUGGAAGAAGAGAUCAUGUGAUGACCGGCUACUCAGUCUAACUUAUAUCGAUGAAAAUAAAUAUGUAAAACCGAUAGGAGGUUUUCUGGUUGGAUCCUCUCCAGAAUUUGAUAUUGCUGUAUACACCGUUGCUUUUGCAUUAUAUCCAGCAUCAGCAUUUGAUGUAAAUAUAGCCGGAUGUAAAAUACGUAUAACUUGUCAUGAAUUAUCUUUCUCUGAAAUGGGUACAUGUUAUAUGGGAUGAAUGAACGAUGUGAAGGAAAAAAAACUCAUCUUAUAUAAUCAUUAAACAUUAAUGGAAUAACAAAGUAAUGUACAAGCCUCAUAUUUGCAUAAAACAUUGUAAAACAAUUAUGAAAUCUUUUCUUUCGAGUUUGUUUACCAUAUGAAUAUUUCUGUAUAG